AUGGUCUUGGAAAGUACUAUGAUUUGUGUGGAUAAUAGUGAUUAUAUGAGAAAUGGGGAUUUUCUUCCAACAAGAUUGCAGGCACAGCAAGAUGCCGUUAAUUUGGUUUGUCAUUCCAAAACAAGAACAAAUCCAGAGAAUAAUGUUGGGUUAUUGACUUUAGCCAAUGUGGAAGUAUUAGCCACAUUAACAAGUGAUGUUGGUCGGAUACUAUCUAAACUCCACCGUGUUCAGCCGAAUGGAGACAUCAAUAUCUUGACUGGUAUAAGAAUUGCACACCUAGCACUUAAACAUCGCCAGGGCAAAAAUCAUAAAAUGCGAAUCGUUGUAUUUGUGGGUUCUCCCAUAAAUACAGAUGAAAAAGAACUGGUCAAGCUGGCUAAAAGAUUGAAGAAGGAAAAAGUCAACUGCGACGUCAUCUCAUUCGGUGAAGACUCUGAAAAUAAUCCUCUAUUGACAUCGUUUGUGAAUACUCUUAAUGGAAAGGAUAGCACAGCUGGCGGAAGUCAUCUUGUUUCUGUGCCGGCUGGUGGCUGCGUGGUACUGUCUGAAGCUUUGAUUUCCAGCCCCAUCAUUGGAGGCGAUGGCGCUGGUCCAUCGGGGUCUGGUUUGUCGCCAUUCGAAUUCGGCGUUGAUCCAAAUGAAGAUCCUGAACUUGCUCUUGCACUUAGAGUUUCCAUGGAAGAGCAGAGACAACGUCAAGAAGAAGAAUCUCGCCGUCAGCAAACUAGUACUGAAGGUGAAGCUGGGAAGACUGGAGAGGCUCCAAAUACUGGUAUGGAAAGAGCUUUAGCUAUGUCUCUUGGAAGGGAGGCCAUGGAAUUAUCAGAAGAAGAACAAAUUGCUCUGGCUAUGCAAAUGAGCAUGCAGCAGGAUGCCCCACAGGCCGAGGAAAGUAUGGAUGUAUCAGAAGAAUAUGCUGAAGUUAUGAAUGAUCCUGCAUUUCUUCAAAGUGUUCUAGAGAACCUUCCUGGUGUGGACCCUCAGAGUGAGGCGAUUAGAAAUGCUAUGUCUACUAUAAAAAAGGACAAGGAUGAAAAGGAUGAUAAAGAUCAAAAGGAUAAAGAUGGAAAAGGGUCAGGUUCAAAAGAAAAC
Molecule: messenger RNA, 1095 nt
Organism: Brenthis ino (lesser marbled fritillary)
Lineage: Eukaryota; Metazoa; Arthropoda; Insecta; Lepidoptera; Nymphalidae
Source: the annotation of a GenBank genome assembly